GGCUCCUCCUCUUAUGCAAAACAGCCCGAGUAUCCGGAAAUUAACAAUCCCGUGAUGUUAGGGGAGCGCUAGCAUAGCAGUGGAAUGAGUAGAGCGCCUUUCUCGAUUAAAACUUACCCAGAGGUCAGUUUUAGCGAACUGUUUGCCUUCAUUGUCGUCGACAGACAUGGCGUUACCGGGGACGACGGCUGUCGAAGGACGUCUGUCCACGCACGGACCUUGAGGAUGAAGAUUAACGGGAUGCCAUUCAGUUAGCUACUCUGGACCCCGAUUAUGUGCCACAGAAGCUAGCAGGCUAGUUAAUACGCUGUGGCAAAGUAUUUACGGGCUGCUGCUCGGUGUGGAAACGGAGAAAUAUGGCGGGGUUGGUGUUGAAGCAGCUGUCAGAUUUCGGGGACUUUUCUCACGGUAAAGAGCUGACAGAGAUACUCAGUCUGAAUAACAACGAGCAGAUAAACAGUGUUCGCAUGAGCCCAGAUGGACGUCACAUCCAUGUCGUCCUCCGCAAGCCUAAGGUCAGUCUUGUGACUUUUGACAAGUAUGAAAGACCCCAGCUGGCUCCUAACCAGAAGAAACUGGAUUUGUGCGUAAACGUGCCCAUCGUGGAUAUUUUCUAUCUGGAGCAUCACGGCGGCGGCAGCAGCAGCGGUGCAGCGGUCGUGGCAGUGGUUUAUGAAAGUGGGAAAGUUGAGUUUUGGAAGUUCCAGGAGUGCAAGUCUGGCUGGCAUCUCCUGCAGACAUCACAGUUGUGCAACAGUCCCCGGGCUAAAGUGGUAUCUGUCUGUGCUUGCUCUAAUCUUAUCAUCUGGUGCGAGGAGCGGCCGCCGUCAGAAAGCUCCCCUGUCCUCAGCGCCACAAGGAAUAAGUUGAGAAACUGUGUUUGCAGACGUGACUUUGAGGUGAACGAGACGGCUGUCAGCUUGGGAGGGGUGAAAAUCGCCCUCCACAAUAAUCCUGACUUUACUGUGGUCAGCUCAGGGGAAUAUGUGCACCUUCUUCCUGACUUGAAGUCGAAGCCGCUGUUGAACAUCUCCAAAUUCUUCCUCUCCUGGUCCCCUCGCUAUGACUCCUUUACAGUCAGCACCACAUGUAAAAACACCCCCCUUAAAAAGCUUUCAGCUAAAGAGUCUGACUUUAUGAAGCUGGUAAUCGAUUGCUUAGGAUAUUUGUCUCCUCUUGAGCCACCUGAGAUCUGCAGCUUCUCACCCACAGCCUGUGGAGGCCUCCUCCUGCUGCUCAGCACAGGCUGGCUCUGUCUCCUGCAGAAAGACGGGGUCCUGCGGCAAGUAUACAAACUAGAAGACAACUGUUUGGUAAAUUACAGCACUCACACUAGCCUUGGUAUGUAUGAGGACACCCUGGCACUAAUUAUGGGGCAAAACCUGCAUCUGAUAGACUUGAACUGUGGCAGAGAGCUGGAAAAGAUUGUGCUGAUGAGUGAAGCAUUAUUAUAUACAAACAGGGCAGAUAUGUGUACACCUCACCUACUCUCAGAAACUGGACUUUUUGUAGUGGUGAGCAGGGGGACGGACUCCAGAGACUGCAGCUUCAGAAUAAAGUCUCCUGGUUUCAGUACAGUGGAGAGUAUUCAUCCUGGAGCCCUCCUGGUAGAAGCUGUCUUUGAAGAGGCCUGUAAAUACUACCAGCAGAGGAGCCUGAGCAGCACCCCGCUCACCGUGGACUCGCUGAAGAAAGGGGGGAGAUUCCAGGCUCCCAUCUCUUUAGCCUCCAUCCUCUUCAGCUACCUCAGCGCAGGCUUCAAGCAAAAGGGAGCACAGCUGUCCCAGAAUGGAGGAGGUGGAUGUAUCACAGGGCAAGACAAGCUAAUGGGUUCUCUUGAGGCUGAGCUCAAGGCUCUGGUUUCGCUGGAGGAAGUGAAGGGGACUUUAGUGAGGGGUAGUGUUAAAGAGGUGGAGGCAAUGUGUGAGAGUCUAGUUGAGAAAGAAGUAUUGAGGCUUCUGUCGUCUCCUGAGUUGGAUAAAGAGGCUCUGCUGUACCUCAACUCCAUCUUCAGCAUCUUUCCCUCCGAGGGUUGGAAGGCGGCGCAGUCUGCUCUGCAGCUACACUACAACGGUGAAGGAUUUCUGUCCAGCAGAGCUCCCCCUGAUGUGUGGAAAACUGUUCUCAGUGCUGGUCUGUCAUCCAGCCCUGUAGCCUCCCUGUCAUUAACCAAUGGGGGACCAAAACACAAUCGCAGCCUUAAGGUCGAUUACUUUACAAACUGUAAAGGAAAAUCUACAACCUCCACUUCCUCAGCUGCCUUGCCUGUGUUUGAGCUCCUCUGCAGGUCAGUUUUUCAUUUCCAGCCCAGCUGGCUGCCCAGAUUCCUCGAGCUCGCCCAGAAGGAGCAGGGCUCGACGGGGUUGGGUCUGGGCCUGGCGGCUUCCUCUUGGAGUUUUUCUAGUGGGAGAGGAGGGGACUGCAAUGAAAGCAACGUGCCACUAUAUAAACGAGCACUGUACCUUCUGUCCAGCUUAAACCCAGACAGAGACCAGCAGCAGGACCUAGAGGUGGAGCUGCUGCUGGUGAGUGGGAGACCCAACGCAAUCCUACAGGCUCUGCGGAUCCUCAUGAGCAAGAAGCAGUGGUAUCGGGUCACCCAGGUGGCCCAGAAGUGCUGUAAACAGAGUCCGCUGCUCAACAAGGAGAUUUUCACUAUUUUGUUGUGUGAGGUGGCCCAUCACAGAGACCUGGAUCCCUACCUGGAUUUGCUGUGGACACUUUGCCCUGAGGAUUUCACCGUCACCACCAUCCUGAACAUGGUCCUGAAAAACCUCCCCUCUCCCAACACUCCCUCCCACUCCUCGUCUUUCCUGGCGUCCAGUUCAACCUCUUCUACUCCUCCUUUCACAGACCCCCACAGUACUCAGGUGACUGUUGGGCUAUUGAAACCACUGCUGAGAAAAGUGUUGCAGAGGGAGACCAAGCCUAGCCAGCGCUACGUGGACAUCCUCCAGUCACCGUCAUUCCCCCCUCCUGCACUGCCUCGCCAGCCCACUGAGCAGAGCGGCAGUGUCACAGACCCCAGUGCAGACUCUGAUCUGUGCAACAACAUCACCCCAGCUCUUCUUGCAGAAACCCCUGAACAGCAGACCUGCACACAAACAGCUAUUCAAAGGCAGAGGGUGGCUCUACCUGCUAACACAGUUUGAAGAAGAAUGAAUGAAGAACAAAACUGUCUUUAUACUCCCUUCAACACAUAAUCUGACCGAAGUGUAAAUCGGUGUGAUGACAAUCAUAUUAUAAAACAGAAUAAUAUGUAAUAAUAUAUAAUAAGAUCGUAUUUCUUGUUUUGUUUUGUUUUUAAACUGUUGAAAUGUGACUACUAGAAAAUAUUAAAUGACUACUGAAGAUCCUACCAGUGUAAUAACUGCAGGUAAAUUUAAGUGUUUAAAUGGGGAUGCACAGAUCUGAUGGAUCGGGCAUCUGUGGCAAAGAUUUCAGAUCAGUGUAUAUCUCAGUUUAUUUCUGUGCGCAUGAACAUUUUGCUCUAAGGAGCUUAUUGCGGUCAAUACGGUUAACCUCUUCUUCACUUGGCCUGUCUGUCUCCUUCGCCACACAAGAGCAGAGGAGAGAAAAUGCAGUGGAGACUUUGACGUGAAGCUGAAAUGAAACAGCUGCACAUAAAUUAGUUGUAUACAAUAUUAAAAUACUUCUUUUUUUUUUUUUAAGAUAUUUGUGUUUAUUCAGCUUAGUUUCCUAGAUGGCAGGAGUCCCUGUUUUUAUGUCUCAUUUCAGUAACUGAGUUGUUUAUUUGCUUCAUGUUACUUUACAUAUAAGUAAAUGAAUCCUCUGCGUGACAAGUGCAGCUUAAUAAUUUAUUGUCGAUACUCUGUAUCUGCAGAUAUCUCAAAGAAAAGUCGGAUCGGUGCAUCCCUACUCUUUAUGUGUAUAAACUGUAUCUACAGUGUUAUUUAUCUUUUCAGCCUUAACUGCACGUCGAUGAGAAUGUUCUUGCAUUGCGUAACUUUAACCUGUAUAGGAAUCCUAUCAAAGGGUAGCGGUAUUAACACAAUAUAGUAUGUAAGUGCUCAGUGAAA
This is a messenger RNA of Maylandia zebra (zebra mbuna), 4040 nucleotides long. RefSeq names its product HPS6 biogenesis of lysosomal organelles complex 2 subunit 3 (gene hps6). Gene Ontology annotation, cellular component: lysosomal membrane; BLOC-2 complex. The record is from RefSeq and is a predicted model, not a curated record. Gene Ontology annotation, biological process: organelle organization; protein localization to membrane; lysosome localization. Gene Ontology annotation, molecular function: protein binding. Lineage: Eukaryota; Metazoa; Chordata; Actinopteri; Cichliformes; Cichlidae.